AUCUUUCCCAACAGUCGCUUGCUGACAGUAAAGCGGGCUCAGACUCGGUGUAAACUGAAAUGCGCGGUCAAGUUGUUUCGACGCUUGUGCUGGUGUUGCUGUGGUGUUGCGGGAGCGCGCCGGGUGAACGGGGACAGAAGGUGUCCAGGAGAACACCGAGGACUCGCUCCUGUCCGGACUUACCAGAGGAGAUUUUGGAGCAGAUGUUUGGGAGGCUCUCGGUCGGGGUGCUCAGCGCGUUUCAUCACACCUUGCAGCUCGCGCCUCCAGAGCGCCAGAAUCUGAGCUGUCAAUCAGCGUCUCGAGUAGCGCGCGACAGACCACGUACACCAGUAAACUUCCUCAGCCUCUCGCCGUGGGCGUACAGAAUCUCCCAUGAGCCAGCAAGGUACCCCCGAUACCUCCCGGAGGCUUAUUGUUUGUGUAAGGGAUGCCUGACCGGGCCGAACGGGGAGGAAAGUGACCGCUUCCGAAGCACCCCAGUGUACAUGCCCACCGUCAUCCUGCGCCGUACUGGCUCGUGUGUCGGGGGUCGUCAUUCCUACACGGAGAGCUACGUGUCCAUCGCCGUGGGAUGUACUUGUGUGCCAUUGUUGGAAAGAGACAGAAAAACACUCAAGAGCAACCCAAGUGUGAAAAGAGUCGCGUCUAAAAAUGCAGUUUCCAGCACCUUUAGAAAGAAUCAACCGAACUGAUAC
Rhinichthys klamathensis goyatoka is the source of this 698-nucleotide messenger RNA. It is a transcript of the gene il17d, whose product is annotated as interleukin 17d. The record is from RefSeq and is a predicted model, not a curated record. NCBI's taxonomy places the organism in Eukaryota, Metazoa, Chordata, Actinopteri, Cypriniformes, Leuciscidae. The transcript has 2 exons. Gene Ontology annotation, biological process: inflammatory response. Gene Ontology annotation, cellular component: extracellular region. The coding region runs from base 60 to 695 and encodes 211 amino acids. Gene Ontology annotation, molecular function: cytokine activity.